Messenger RNA from Daphnia carinata, 2229 nucleotides. Its product is annotated as NADPH oxidase 5-like. Gene Ontology annotation, cellular component: NADPH oxidase complex; plasma membrane. NCBI's taxonomy places the organism in Eukaryota, Metazoa, Arthropoda, Branchiopoda, Diplostraca, Daphniidae. The coding region runs from base 373 to 2220 and encodes 615 amino acids. The transcript has 9 exons. The record is from RefSeq and is a predicted model, not a curated record. Gene Ontology annotation, biological process: defense response; superoxide anion generation. Gene Ontology annotation, molecular function: superoxide-generating NAD(P)H oxidase activity.
CUUCUAGGAAUGAGAAUGAAGAAGGAGCGAGAGGAAUUUGCGUCGUUAUACAUUCGUGACGGGCGACAAGAAUGGCAUGACCUGUUCAUUUUUUUUCGUCCACUUAGUGCUGGUGUCUUAAACAGAUAUUAUUAAGGAAAGAGAGAGGAUAUGAAGUAGUAGGGAAGGCCGAAGAGAAAACGGGAAGCUCUAUGAGAUCGAGAGAGAGAGAAUGUUUGCAUUCCCUACCCAUUGAGGUUUUUCUUUUAACAUUUUCUCUGACUUUUUCUCUUUUCUAAUGCUGCAACAACUUUCGUAUCUUUACGUUUCGCUAUUCUUCUCUUAUUAAAAAAGAAAUGAAACACAAAUGAAAUUACAUACAGGUAAAGGAAGAUGUGCCGAUUGGAACGAUGGAUCAUUCACGCGGGAAAUCAUCGGACGUGUUUCAGUUUCGGCAUCAUCUUGGUUGUCAUUCAUCUGGUUCUGGUUGCCGAACGGGUCUAUCGGUACAGGCAUUCAGGUGCGUGGAUUGUAAUUGCCAGGUCUUCAGGUCAGUGUCUUCAUUUUGAUUGUGCACUCGUCCUUUUGCUGACGCUACGGAGAUGCUUCACCUGGCUGCGCUCGAAAGGAAUGGACUGGCUUCUACCGCUUGACCGGCACAUCUACUUCCAUAAAAUGAUCGGAUGGCUCAUCUGUGUUUUCAGUGUGGUCCAUACGGUGGCUCACAUCAUCAACUACGGAAUCAUGAGUCGAGGAAACGCAGCCAAAAUGAAGGAUUACCUUUUCGACAAGACCGCUGGUUGGAUUCCCGGAAUAGUAACACCCAGUGGUUUCGCAAUUUUGUUUCUCCUAUUCAUCAUGGGUCUCUUUUCUCACCGUUUGGUCCGGAAGUCGGGUCGUUUUGAGUUAUUCUACUGGACCCACAUGUUGUGCCUUCCUUUCUUCUUGUUGAUGAUUCUACAUGCUGGCAACGUUUGGAAGUGGCUUAUUGUACCUCUGUGCCUCUUCGGUGCCGAAAUCGGAUACCGCAUCGGGUUUAUUUGUUGUUCAGAACGCGGUAGGACUCAAGUCACCUCUUUACAACUCUUACCCAACCAGGUGGUGCGGCUAAAAAUUGAACGUCCACCAGAUUUCGAGUUUCACGCCGGAGAUUACGUUUACGUCAACAUUCCUCAAGUGGCCAGGUUUGAAUGGCAUCCGUUCACAAUCAGCAGUGCCCCCGAACAUGAAGAUUACAUGACGCUUCAUGUGAGAGUCGCGGGUGGAUGGACGGGACGGCUAUAUUCAAUGUGUCAAGAAGACGCCGAACGGCUAGAGCGGAAACAAUCCAGACAUCGAAUUGUUCAGCAACAGAUCUCUGAUAAAUUAAGUCCAUUCCAGUCCAUGCCGAUGCACUUGGAGAAGUCAGUUGCCGUAACGGGCCAGGAUAAUCCGGCUUUCCAUGAACAGGAAUCUACCUCAUUGCCAGUAAUCAGUAGUGAAGUGGCCAUAAGCAUCGUCUCUACAACCGAAAAUAUCAGAAAUACUUUCAAGGAUUUGUUACCAACAGAAAUGCCAAUCAUGUUGGAUGGCCCAUACAGUGGCUCGGCAAUGCGCGCAUGGAAUUGUCGUCACGCCCUUUUUAUUGCCGGCGGAAUAGGCGUAACGCCGUUUGCUUCCCUUCUCCAAUCUUUGGUAAGCAGAUACCAGAGCGCGAUGAAUGAAUGCCCCCAUUGCCAUCAAUCCUGUUGCACGAAUGUCCCCAGUUCCCUGGGUAAACUACGUCAUGUGGACUUCAUGUGGGUGAAUAGAGAUCUCCUCAGCUUCCAGUGGUUCCUGGAGCUUCUGCUGGAUUUGGAUAAAGAACAGUCCGUCAGAGGCAGCGUAAUGGAGAAUUUCCUCGACAUCCAGCUGUUUCAGACGGGCACUAAAACGAUGCCCGAUCCCCAUGAGCCAUGUGCCAGUUGCCGCGAAUCUCUAGCAGUUACUCCGCAGAUACAAACAGACCUUCUCGAUGCCAACGCGAUCGUUCCAUCAGCACCGGCCUCUCAGGUGACUGGUAGAUGCCCUUAUUGCACAAUCCGACAAGUGAAACACUUACUCAACUACGGUCGGCCUAUUUGGGAUGAGGUAUUCAGAGACGUGGCUCUACGCAGUGGUGGCCAAGUGACCGUUUUCUAUUGUGGACCGGCUUCUAUGGCCCGCGUGGUUAUGGCGCAAUGCAAAAAAUUCGGCUUCACUUUCACCAAAGAAAUUUCCUGAACGCAAAUA